Messenger RNA from Parnassius mnemosyne (clouded apollo), 276 nucleotides. The record is from the annotation of a GenBank genome assembly. Lineage: Eukaryota; Metazoa; Arthropoda; Insecta; Lepidoptera; Papilionidae.
AUGGCUGCACCACCAGAAAUGAGUGAAGCAGAUCAAAUUAAAACGUUCAAAGAUUUUCUCGUGCAAUACAAUAAACUAUCAGAAUUAUGUUUCAAUGACUGUAUACAUGACUUCACAUCAAGAAAUCUUAGGUCUUCAGAGGAAAGAUGCACACUUAAUUGCAUGGAGAAAUAUUUAAGGAUGAAUCAAAGAGUUUCCCAAAGGUUCCAUGAGUUCCAGAUGAUAGCUAAUGAGAAUAUGUUAGCAUUAGCUCAAAAAUCAGGCAACCCGAGCUAA